AUGCCUGCUCCUAGACUAUCCUGUUCGUUCAAGCUCGUGCUUCUGGAUGCAUUUCUUCGUCACAUAGCUUGGGCUCUCAUCCACCUCAAGUUCUACGCCUGGACCUCGGUCAAGACUAACAACACAAGAAUAGGAACAGGAAGAAGCAAGGCGGUCCGUAACGUGGGUCCAUAUCCUGCGCAUAAGCUUCUAGGAGCCGCUGCAACAGACAUUUCUUCACCAACACAACCAGAGAAAGUCGCCGAGCUGGCCCAACUCAAGAGCGAGUCUCCACUCUGCCUCUUGCGGGCAGAGUUACCGCCAUCCAUCGUGGGUGUAGAAGACCGUCUCGAGCGGGGGCGCACGCCUCGCUCAUAUGCUAACGGUCCAUACGCGGGAAGACUGGAUGGUCAGUCUGUCGCGUUAGACUUUGCUGCUCUUCUGAAGGCAUCUGGAUCUCAUGAACCUCCUUCCUCGCCGUUUCAUCAGACCCAGCCAGUUCUAGCUCCCACUUAUCAACCAUUUCCUCCCAAGGCCACGCCAGCUCCACCACGGCCUGUUGCGCAUGUGGCGCCACCACCGCAGGUAGCUUCGACACAGAUGUCUGGAAGACGCGGCAUGCACCCCCAUGCUACAGAUCAGCCACCCGUGAAGAAGCAGAGCAAGUGGUCACCGGAGGAAGAUGCCCUUAUCAUCGAGCUUCGAGGACGUAAUAUGAAGUGGGAGGAUAUCUCAAAGCGUCUACCCGGACGGAGUGCCAUCAGCUGCCGCCUACACUAUCAGAACUACCUCGAAAGACGGAGUGAAUGGGACGAAGAGCGCAAGAAUAAACUUGCCAGGCUUUACGAGAGAUUCAAACCAGAAAUGUGGGCAAAAGUUGCAGAAGAGAUGGCAGUGCCCUGGCGAGCAGCAGAAGCCAUGCAUUGGCAGCUUGGUGAGGCAGAUAUGGCUAGACGUGCAGGUGUUAUCCCUUUCUCUCUAGCUGCAGUCAAUGUCGAGGGAAACAACAGUCACAGGAGCUCCCCCUCACGCAGCCACAUUCACUCGCAGCCCCAAGUCAGUAUGCCUCGCGAUCUUGGAGUACCAUCGCCUCGAAUUGUGUACAACAGACCUCCACCAAUGCCUGCCAGCAGCCGCACUAUGGUUCCCCGCCGAGAGUCGAUUCCUCCGCCGCCUCCUUUGUCCAUGGUUCCAGAUCCUGCUGAAGCUCAUUAUGUACCAGGGCCAGGUUUGGCCCCGAUCCAGAACCAGCCACCACCUCGAACAGCUGGUAUGCUUCCUGGAGUCGCUGAACUUACUGGAGGAGUCAGCCCCUAUAGUACACCUGCUGCAGUGCCUAAUAUGGGACCUAUAACCGGGGUAGGUCAGGGCCCUCUGUAUUCGACACUCGCUGGUUACUCGAUGGAAUCGGCCGGGUCCAAACGAAGAGCUUCCCCAGAUGAAUAUCCGCACGAGGCGAACCAGCGGCGGCGAAUUACAUAA
Molecule: messenger RNA, 1461 nt
Organism: Fusarium subglutinans
Lineage: Eukaryota; Fungi; Ascomycota; Sordariomycetes; Hypocreales; Nectriaceae
Exons: 4
Coding region: 1-1461 (486 amino acids)
Biological process (GO): regulation of DNA-templated transcription
Cellular component (GO): nucleus
Molecular function (GO): DNA-binding transcription factor activity, RNA polymerase II-specific; RNA polymerase II cis-regulatory region sequence-specific DNA binding
Source: RefSeq, a predicted model, not a curated record